GAGACUGGGUGCAUGUGAGUCUGCACGUAGCAUUCAGACCCAGACGGAGGGAACCAGUGUUUAACCAGCAGAUGGCCAACAGAGCUCCGAAACAGCGCCGAUAGGACGAAGCACCUUCCUCUUUCCAGAAGAGACUCUGACACAGGAGCGGAGGCUUUCCUACCAGGACAGGAUGCUUGGGACAAGGAUGGAGCUGCCGUGUUGGGGCUUCCUGUUGAUGAGCUGUCUGCAGUCGCUCUCAGCCCACAAUGACUUCUUCACUUCGAUAGGCCAGAUGACAGACUUGUUGUACACUGAGAAAGACCUGGUCACCUCUCUAAAGGACUACAUCAGAGCUGAGGAGAACAAACUGGAGCAGGUGAAACGGUGGGCUGAUAAGUUGGAUUUACUGACAGCCACGGCCACAAAGGACCCUGAAGGCUUCCUGGGCCACCCUGUGAACGCUUUCAAACUGAUGAAGAGGCUCAACACGGAGUGGAGCGACCUGGAGAGCCUGGUGCUCCGUGACACCACCGACGGUUUUAUUUCCAACCUGACUAUCCAGAGACAGUACUUUCCCACGGAUGAGGACCAAACCGGAGCUGCAAAAGCUCUCCUCCGUUUGCAAGACACCUACAGACUGGACACCAACACGAUCUCGAUAGGAGAUCUCCCUGGAGUGAAACACAAGAGCCUCAUGACAGUGGAGGACUGUUAUGAGUUGGGGAAAAUCGCCUACACCGACGUGGAUUAUUACCACACCGAGCUGUGGAUGGUCCAGGCCCUCAAACAGCUCGACGAGGGCGAGGAAUCCCCCAUCGACAAGGUGACCGUGCUGGACUACCUGAGCUACGCCAUCUACCAGCAGGGGGAGAUAGAGCGAGCUCUGGAGUUCACCAAGAGGCUGCUGGAACUGGAGCCGGAGCACCAGCGUGCCAAGGGCAACCUCAAGUACUUUGAGUUCCAGUUGGAGAAGCAGAAAAAGACUGAAGAGCAGGAAAGUCAGAAGGAGGCGCAGCGGGAGAAAAGAGAAACGCCUGAAAAGAAAGAGAAGACCAAGUCCCAGAAGACGUUUUCUCUGAUCCCUGAAAGAAAGAAGUACGAGAUGCUGUGUCGUGGGGAGGGGAUCAAAAUGACGCCCCGCAGGCAGAGCCGGCUCUUCUGCCGCUACUUCGACAACAACCGCAGCCCCCACUACGUGCUGGCGCCCGUCAAACAGCAGGACGAGUGGGACCGGCCCUACAUCGUGCGCUACCUCGACAUCAUCUCCGACGCGGAGAUGGAGAAAGUCAAGCAGCUGGCCAAACCUCGGCUGCGCAGGGCAACCAUCUCCAACCCCAUCACAGGAGUGCUGGAGACGGCUUCUUACAGAAUCAGCAAAAGGCGAGCCACGGUGCAUGACCCUCAAACCGGAAAACUUACCACAGCCCAGUACAGAGUCUCCAAGAGUGCUUGGCUGACCGGAUAUGACGACCCGAUGAUCGAUACGAUCAACCAGAGGAUUGAAGAUCUCACAGGGCUCGAAAUGGACACUGCAGAGGAGUUACAGGUGGCGAACUAUGGUGUUGGCGGACAGUACGAACCUCACUUUGACUUUGGAAGGAAAGAUGAGCCAGAUGCUUUUAAAGAACUGGGCACUGGGAACCGCAUAGCAACGUGGCUCUUCUAUAUGAGUGACGUGUCAGCAGGUGGAGCCACAGUAUUCCCUGACGUGGGAGCAGCCGUUUGGCCGAUGAAGGGUACAGCAGUCUUCUGGUACAACCUGUUUCCCAGUGGGGAGGGAGACUACAGCACCCGGCAUGCGGCCUGUCCCGUGUUGGUGGGCAACAAGUGGGUAUCAAACAAGUGGAUCCACGAACGAGGCCAGGAGUGGCGGAGACCUUGUGGCUUAAGUGAAGCUGACUGAUUUAAAAAAAGACCCCUGCUUGCUCUCCUCUUCCUCGUGGACCACCCUGGACCCAGAAACACUGCUGCAGAUCACAGAGGACACUUACCGAGACGCUGGGUCCAAGCAGCUCGCUCUAUGUGGUUUUUACUUCACACCAACUUCACUCCCGUAUCUUUCUUUGCACUCCAAAAAGAACCUUAGGUCUGUUUUUAGAUGAGGACUCAACCCACUGUCUUAACUCUUCAGUCUGUUUUAAAUAUGCAAGAUGUUUGAAUACUUCUUUUCUUUCUUUUUUUUUAAGAAAACAUUUUUUUAAAUAAUUUAAUAAAAAAAAAACAAUUUUACUUGAGUUUUACACUUCUGUUGUUAAAUUACCUGCACGCAGUUUGAAAUGCAAAUAUUCUGAUGAGCGAUUGCUGGCAUCAUAUGUUCACAUCAGGAUGCAGUUUUGGGCCCAACUAAAACCACUUCUAAAUCGCAUUUGCUGUUCAUCAUCGUACAUCACACGUGCUGCAGGUUUGCCUUUGCGUUGCUCUGUUUUUCCUCUUAUUUGAGCACUGAUUGACACAUUGACCAUCUUACUCCUAAAUGCAGAGUACAUGAAAGCGCCUGGCCACAUUUAACAAUCACCCCUGCCAAAGGUUUGAUUAAUUUUCAGAAAGUGAAUUAUUUUUCCAGAUUAUGGUGUAAGCUGCGACAGAACAUAGGAAUUUAGGGAUAACAGGUUUGCCCUGCUGAUCGUACCUUCAGAGUUGGAUGAGACUUUGAGAGGUUUCCAAAGGAAGCAAUAUUUUAUUUAUGUUUCCAAACCAGUCUGUGUUGUUUUGUGUCCUAAAUAAAAGUUUGACCUUUGUUUUUUUCUAUAAUAAAAAAAUGUUUUA
This is a messenger RNA of Salarias fasciatus (jewelled blenny), 2748 nucleotides long. It is a transcript of the gene p4ha1b, whose product is annotated as prolyl 4-hydroxylase, alpha polypeptide I b. The record is from RefSeq and is a predicted model, not a curated record. The coding region runs from base 173 to 1885 and encodes 570 amino acids. Gene Ontology annotation, cellular component: endoplasmic reticulum. Gene Ontology annotation, biological process: peptidyl-proline hydroxylation to 4-hydroxy-L-proline. The transcript is spliced from 15 exons. Gene Ontology annotation, molecular function: iron ion binding; protein binding; procollagen-proline 4-dioxygenase activity. NCBI's taxonomy places the organism in Eukaryota, Metazoa, Chordata, Actinopteri, Blenniiformes, Blenniidae.